AUGGCAUUAGCUGUAUCACCUCCGCCGCGACAAAAUAACUCAGACUCAAAAUGCGAAAAGUGUUGGCAUGUGUUUGAUGUGAUUCAAAAGUACUUUGUGGAAAUAGCUUUAUUUUUCUUUUUUCUGUCAAGGCAUAUGACACUGCCUUUAUUCCAGGAAUAUGUUACCAAUGAAAUAUAUUUAAAACAUAAUGUUAAGUUCCUAGCCCAAGACUAUUACAGCUCUGCCAAUUUAAGUGUGUCAACAAGAGAGGCAGAACAUGACAGUGCCUUGUCUAUACUGGGUUUACAGAUUGCUGAAGGUCUGCCAGCUGUAAUAACUGUGGUAAUACUUGGAGCUGUCAGUGAUAGAACUGGACGAAGAAGAAUAAUGUUAUGGCUGCCAUGUUUAGGAAGUGUGUUAUAUUGUCUAAUCUAUGUUCUUAUCAUGUAUACUGGCUACAACAUCGAUGGUUUGUUCAUGGCUUCGGCAUUCCGAGGCCUGAGUGGCAGUAUGACAGCAUUUUUAGCUGGAGCCACAUACUUUGGAAUCAACUCAGUCAAACCUCAAGAACGAGUUGCCAGAUUGUCUAUUCAAGAAUUUCUAAAUGGUGGGGCUUAUGCUUUGGCAAAUAUAAUGGUUGGCUUUUGGGUAAAAGACAGUGGAUUCUUGGAGCCAUAUUGGUUUGCCCUUAUCUGUGCUCUGAUUUCAUUCUUAAUUUGCUAUUUCCUCAUUCAAGAACUGCCAGUGGAAAGAGAAUCUCCAAAUCGACGAAGAAAUACUGGAAAUCUACUCAAAGACACAUUUGGUCCAAUAGUUAAGUAUUUCAGAUGUGGGCAAGAUAAAUCAUUGAUCAAAAUUUGGCUGGCUACACUGGCUUUUCAAACCUACGCACUGGUUCAUAUUGGGCAAGAGAAUACAAUUGUUAUGUACUUAAGUGGUCAGACAUAUCUUCACAAGACAAAAUACGAUAUGUCAGGAAUAUCUGUAUCAAUUGGGGUGUUUUUAUCAGUUAUUAUGGUAGUCGCAGGUCUGGCCACAGCUUUAACUCCUGCAGUAUUUAAAAAGUUCUUAUCUGAAAGUAGUAUUGUAAUGGUUGGAUUAACAUCAAAGGCUUUGGGAACUUUAUGGAUUGCUCUGAUACGUAAUGAAACAGCACUAUAUUUUGCUAUAUUACUGUUAGCAUUUGAGUUAUUACCAUUUCCUAUGUUACGUUCUAUAGUUUCAAGAGACAUAGCUCCAGCAGACCAAGGUUCUCUAUUUGCACUGAUGCAUUGUGGAGAGAGUAUAAUAUUUUUUCUGGGUCCGUUGAUGUUUAUGGCUAUAUUUGCUAAUACUCUACAUUAUUAUAAAGCUUUAGUAUUGAUUGUAUCAAUCAUAAUGCUAAUUUUACCUUUUUGUUUCACACUGUGUCUGAAGUUUUUUACCUUUAAGAAGCCAGAAGAUUAUGAACGUAUGGAAGAACCAGAGGUAACAAAUUCAACAGAAGUCAACCGUGAACCAUCAGAACUGUCAACACUAGCUUCAGAACCAAUCUCAUUUAUACAAUUAAGUACAAAUACUUAA
Lottia gigantea (owl limpet) is the source of this 1545-nucleotide messenger RNA. RefSeq lists its product as hypothetical. Gene Ontology annotation, molecular function: transmembrane transporter activity. The record is from RefSeq and is a predicted model, not a curated record. The transcript has 4 exons. Gene Ontology annotation, biological process: transmembrane transport. Gene Ontology annotation, cellular component: membrane. Lineage: Eukaryota; Metazoa; Mollusca; Gastropoda; Lottiidae. The coding region runs from base 1 to 1545 and encodes 514 amino acids.